CCACCUAUCGGCGCAGUUUAAUGUCACUGUCACGGCUGUUUUUCUUGUGAACCCCGGUGCGUCUGAUUCACGCGUGUCGGACUCAAUGAAACACGAUUCGGACCAUAUGGGGGGUUGAAUCAUAGAGACGGUAUGUGAUCGUCACCAUGUGGGUCUGUCACGCUUCAGCUCUCCUGUCAUAUUUCACAUCUGCUUUGAAAUGACCUCCGGGUAGCAGAUCACAGGAAAAGUUCAUUGAGGAAGUUCAAGUGUAUUAGCCAGCAGCGCUAGCUCGGUUUAAACGACUCUUGUUUGACAUUUACACGCAGUUUAAUUCACUCACAGUGAAGAUGUAAGGGUGUAAAUGGUAUUUGGAAUAACGUUUGUUCGGUUUUGUGAGGCUGUCGUUCGUGUUUGUACGGUGAGUUCGUUAGCUCGAGCGCUGCUAGCGGUUCCCGUGGACUAACGUUAGGUUACCUCAGGACGAGUUGUUUGACUGGUUGUUUUCAGGACGUGUUUUACAUUGAUUUAACCACAAAACAACAACAGUAUUACGGUUUUAAUAAGCAAGUCAUACUCUUCUCCGAGUAAUUUUCUAAAUAGCUAAAAGUUUGAUCACUUUGUCUAAGGGGAGAACUCCAAUAGACACAAAUGAGUUGUUUGUUGACAUAACGACACACAUAAUUUACGACAUUAAAUAUACAUCAUUGUAAGCAUUGUAUAAUUGUUGCGGUUAACAUUUCAUUUUAGUCUUCUAUGCAGACUUUGAUAUCAGAUAUGUUGAGACCUCUCAAAAUGUGGGGUCACAGAAAUAAAUAAAUAGGGGGAAGUCUCCACUGCUCUCCAUCGAAUCUCAAUGCUGUCGUUAUGUGUUAUAUAAGAAGUAUAGAAGGGAAAUUGCUAUCAGUCAAUUUGUUUUGAAUCUGUUUCGAGGUAUUUAAGUUGGUUUACAAAUAGAGUUGUAUUUUCAUUUGAUUUCAUUGGUUUUAAGAUUUCAACUUGCGUAAGUAUCAAUAAGCUACAGAGAGACCAUGUCUGUAUACUCAAAACUGCCUUCGCAGCUGAAUAAACCUCUUGUGAGAAAGACCUUUCUCCUCCUUGUUGCCCUGUAUGGGGCGAGGAAACUUUCCCCUUAUGUAUAUGGCAGACUCGCAGGAAGGACUAGUAAGCAACCUGCAGCCGCUGACCCGAUUACCUCCAACGGAGAAGUUGCGGAGACAAGAAAAAAGAGAAGCUCUCCUGCCGUGAACCGAGAAUUCUUGGAGAGGUUGAGAUGUCUCCUGAGAAUCCUGUUUCCCCGCUUCUUCUGCAAAGAGCUCGGCCUGCUGGGUUUCCACUCGCUCGCCCUCGCUUCGCGCACCUUCCUGUCUAUUUACGUGGCCAACCUGGACGGCAAAAUCGUGAAAACCAUCGUGCAGAAAGACUCCAGGGCGUUCGUGGUGGAGCUAACCAAGUGGCUGCUCAUUGCCAUCCCGGCGACGUUCGUCAACAGUGCCAUUCGAUAUUUGGAGGGUCAGCUCAGCCUGGCCUUCCGCACCCGGCUGGUCACCCACGCCUACAUGCUGUAUUUCGGCGAUCAGACGUACUACCGGGUCAGCAACAUGGACGGGAGGCUGGCAAACCCCGAUCAGUCUUUGACAGAAGAUAUGGUCAUGUUUGCGGCCUCGGUGGCUCAUCUGUAUUCGAACCUAACCAAGCCCAUUCUAGAUGUGGUGGUGACCUGUUACACGCUCUUGAAAACCGCCGAGUCCAAAGGUGCCAACACCACAUGGCCCUCCAUGAUAGCUGGUAUUGUGGUGGCCCUCACCGCCAAGGUUCUGAGGGCUUUCUCUCCUCGCUUUGGUAAACUGGUGGCUGAGGAGGCCAGGAGAAAAGGCGACCUGAGAUACAUGCAUUCACGCAUCAUCGCCAAUUCGGAGGAGAUCGCUUUCUACGGUGGUCAUAAGAUCGAGAUGUUGCAGCUGCAGAGGAGCUACACCGCGCUGUCCGAGCAGAUUAACCUGAUCCUGUUCAAGAGGUUGUGGUACGUCAUGCUGGAGCAGUUUCUGAUGAAGUAUCUUUGGAGUGCUUCGGGUCUGGUCAUGGUCGCCGUGCCCAUCAUCACUGCUACUGGCUACUCGAAAUACGAUUCAGAAGAUGUGAAGCAAGCAGCGCUGGUCAUGAAGGAGGAGGAUCUGGUGAGCGAACGCACACAGGCUUUCACCACGGCCCGGAACCUUCUGAAUGCUGCAGCUGAUGCAGUGGAGAGGAUUAUGAGCUCCUACAAAGAGGUUACAGAGCUGGCUGGUUACACUGCCCGUGUGUAUGAGAUGUUCACCGUGUUUGAGGAUGUGCGUGUCGGCGUGUACCGCCGCUCGGCUGAGGAGGUAAGGCCAGAGAAGACGAAAGAAGACCAGGAGGUGAAACACGGCAUGAGAGUGGAGGGACCGCUGCAGAUCAAAGGUCAAGUUGUUGAUGUGGAAAAGGGCAUCAAAUGUGAGAACCUGCCCAUAAUAACCCCUACAGGAGACGUGGUGGUGUCCAGCCUGAACAUCCAGGUUGAUGAAGGAAUGCAUUUGCUGAUCACGGGACCCAAUGGCUGCGGCAAAAGCUCUCUGUUCAGAAUCCUGAGCGGACUGUGGCCGGUCUACAGCGGCGUUCUCUACAAGCCUUCACCUGAGCACAUGUUUUACAUACCUCAAAGGCCGUACAUGUCGGUGGGAAGCCUGCGAGAUCAGGUCAUCUAUCCUCAUUCAGUUCAGGAGAUGCAGGAGAAGAACCUCACAGAUCAGCAGCUGGAGGAGAUUCUCAAAACUGUGAACCUCCGCUACAUCCUGGAAAGAGAGGAAGGUUGGGAUGCAGUGAGCGACUGGAAGGAUGUGUUGUCUGGAGGAGAGAAGCAGAGGAUGGGCAUGGCAAGGAUGUUUUAUCACAAACCCAAGUAUGCUCUCCUGGAUGAGUGCACGAGUGCUGUGAGUAUUGAUGUGGAAGGCAAAAUCUUUGAAGCUGCAAAGGACGCUGGGAUUGCGCUUCUGUCUAUUACACACCGUCCUUCUCUCUGGAAGUACCACUCCCACCUGCUGCAGUUCGACGGCGAGGGCGGCUGGCGCUUCGAGAAGCUGGACGCCUCCACACGUCUCUCCCUGCAAGACGAGAAACACCGGCUGGAGACGCAGCUCUCUGGAAUUCCCAAGAUGCAGCAGCGCCUGGCGGAGCUGUGCCGCAUUCUGGGGGAGGACAGCAGCCUGCCGAGCCCGGAGGAGGAGAACAGGAUGGUGGAGGAGAAAGAGAAUUAGCAGGAGGAGAGAGAGAGGGGGUGUCUGCUGCUGGAAAAGACUAAGGCCUUAUGAAGUGAUUUACAGACUCAAGGCCAGGUGUGUGUGUGUCAUAGAUCGAGUUGAUUGUUUCGCUAAUAGGGUUGGGAAUCGAGGACUGAUUCCUUUUGUUGAAACACAAAAGAAGCGGGAACGAGACCGAAAGAUUUUCAUAAAAUUCGUUUCUUUAACGAUUCUGAAACUCCUGCCUUCUUCCGCCGAGUCGAGAGGGUACACUGUAAUGAAAUAUGUAAAGCGCACAUCAGAGCCGUUGUCAUGGUGAUCAGUAUGCAUCUUAUUAGCUGGGCAACUUUCUUUUUUUGUCAAUUGAAGCCAGUCAAUGCACAUUUUAGGCUUUAUGCUGCUAUCUUUGCGGUAUCAAGCCUAAAUAUAAGAAAAAGAGAUAACAAAGUUAGUUACAAUAAAUGUGAAUCUGCUGUUUUUCCAACAAUUGUACACUUUAUUCCUCACUAUGCUGUUCUGCUGUCUAACAUGAUCUCCAAAUUUGACAACUGGGAAGUGAACGCAAUAAGAGUCAUUUUCAAAAUAUUGUUCGUUCACUCCUCAAUAUUACUGAAGGAACCACCAACAGAAGCGAAUCGGAUCCAGAAUUGAUUCAUUCUGAGUUCACUUCAUUCAGACUUAUUAUUCCCUUUGCAAGUUUCUAAACAUAAAACGCACAGCAGGGAAUUUCUAAAGCAUUUGUUAGCUGCACAAAGACAUUGCAUUCAGUGCGCGUGUUGUGUUUGUUUAUAUGCGAGCGUGUGUUUGAUGGUAGUACAUCAGACUGCGUGUGUUUUUCUGGGGGGGCGGGGAUACGAGACAGCUGCCAACUCGACCAGGUGCGGCUGAUGAUGAAAGCACCUAUGAAAGCUGUUCCUCUGCUUCGAUCUCUGAAGAAAUCUCUGGAGAUCUGCGGGACCCUGUUGGCUGUGUGUGUCUUUAGGGAAAGAGUGAGAGGCAGUGGUGAUAUUUUGGCACUUUUAAGGAGUCGUCACUCAUGCUGUCUUUGAAAUCCAGAGCCAGGUUUUAUUGCAGAAAAGUAUAUAUGAUAUAUAAUCAUCUUUGUUUUCGUCAGACUCUAGUAGAUAUUUGAACGAUUACCACAUGCACAUUUACAGUAACUUUUGCCUUAAUCCAGUGAAGUUUUACUUUUGAACCCUAUAGAAAGCGUUAAGUGUUUGAUGGAUUGGAAUCUAAAAGAUUUGUUUUGAAAGAGCCGGGUCAGUUUAAAACCAGGUGGGAAUAAAGAGAUUGGAUUUUCAGAAGCACAACUGUCAAUUGUAUUUCUGAAUUAGAUUUCCAAAAGUCUCUCUGACAUUUUUAUGGGUUGACGGAUGACUACUGUAUAUCAGAGUUUGUUGAAUUGAUCUCAGCUUUGGGACGCAUAAUAGAGUCACUUUCACAAACAUUUUGGCCCCUACGUCCGUCCUUCUUCCCCUCCCCAUUGGAUGCAUAAAAUGAAAAGAUGAUGUGCAUGUAAACAUGGUCAUUAAGACGUUUCCAGUAUAAAACUGUAGCUUCAUUUCAUUUGAAGAGAUUAUUUGUUAACGUUCUAAACAGUCAGUGCGAAGCACUUUAGGAGCAAAUGUUUCCAUUAAAAUUUAAUUUCCCAUCAUUUAUCUUCAUAAGAUAGACAUCAGUUGAACUUGAAUCUCUAAUUAUGUCAUUUAGAGGAGAAUGUUUUUCUAAUCAUUGAAGUUUGGCGUUCGAAUGUUGUAGAAAAUGUCAGAGGAAAGAUGCGCUAGGAGUUUUUUGAAAUGAUAAGCAAGGGCUUGAUUUUCUGGUUGUCUUUGACACCUUUUAGUCCAAAGUGAUGCAAUCUGAAACGUGUGUUUAAAUGUGAUGACCACUGUAGCCAAUCUUAACAAUGAACGAGACUCAACCAGCAAUUUCUUUAAAGUGUCCUUAGCAUUUCAAACCAAAAUGCUUUUGUCUAUUGUUGCAUUUGACCUAGAAAAGUCAGUCUCUUGAGAUGUUAGACUAUUGAUGAUAGAAUUACUGCUCUUAAAUAAAUAAGCUUAAAAUAAAAUAUCCUAGUAUAUUGUACAUGGACAUUUAUAAUGUCUGUGUUUCUAAAAUAUGUUUAAUGUGAGAUUUUGCACAGAACAUUUUAAACCAGAAUUGAUCUUUUCAUUGCAGUGAUUAGUUACGGGACAUUUCAAACUAACAUUAUACUUUUCCUAACAGAAACGUGUUGUGUUUUCUUUGGGUUUAAUACAAAUGACUAAUUGCAAUGUAAUUGAUGACUAUCAUUAUUGUAACCCUUGCACAUUUGCCUGAAUUAUUAAAAAAACAUUCUUGCAAUUUAAUAAAACGUAUCCUCUUGAGAACACAUCUCUCUGUUCUUUUGCUCGCGUUUAUGGCUUUUGCAAUCAGAAAGUAAUAAAAGUUCAAGAGUGAAAGAUAACUUUCUUUAUACAUACAUUGUAAAUUGUGAUAGAUUUUUAGAGAAAGCUUUAUGAAAUAUACACUAUCAUUAAGACGUUUAGAGCUAUUUAUUCUUUAUGUGGAAAAAGUACAUAUUGGUAAACUCAUUAAAACCUUGGAAAAACUAAUGUAACUUUGGAAAUUAU
Messenger RNA from Triplophysa rosa, 5848 nucleotides. RefSeq names its product ATP-binding cassette, sub-family D (ALD), member 1 (gene abcd1). The record is from RefSeq and is a predicted model, not a curated record. Gene Ontology annotation, molecular function: ABC-type transporter activity; ATP hydrolysis activity; long-chain fatty acid transmembrane transporter activity. The transcript has 10 exons. NCBI's taxonomy places the organism in Eukaryota, Metazoa, Chordata, Actinopteri, Cypriniformes, Nemacheilidae. Bases 1011 to 3254 code for a protein of 747 amino acids. Gene Ontology annotation, cellular component: peroxisomal membrane. Gene Ontology annotation, biological process: peroxisome organization; fatty acid beta-oxidation; very long-chain fatty acid catabolic process.